GGGCCGAGGACUGCAGGGGUGGAGACCCAGGGAGUGGCGGCGGUCCGGAGUCUAGGCGACGGGGCGUGACGGGGCCGGAAGGUGGCGGGAGGGGGCCGGGCCGGAGCAGGCCGGAGGGCCAGGUCAGGAGGCCUCCACCCUGGCGUGCCCGCCCCCUCCGCGGCAGAGGAGGAAGAGGAGGAUGAUCUCCAGAUACACUCGGAAGGCAGUGCCUCAGAGCUUGGAGCUGAAAGGAAUAACAAAACAUGCUAUUAGUCAUCAUCCUCUUCCAGAGCAGCUAGAUGAAAUUUCUUCUACCAAUGAAAGCCAUGAAAAAGACACAAGUUCCCAAAGUGAGUCUGACAUCACACAAGAAUCGCCUUUUACAUCAGCUGACACUGGGAAUUCAAGGUCUGCUUUUCCAAGCUAUACAGGCACAGGGAUCUCUACAGAAGGCAGCUCAGACUUCUCCUGGGGCUAUGGUGAACUUGAUCAAAAUGCCACUGAAAAAGUCCAGGCAAUGUUCACAGCCAUUGAUGAGCUCUUAUAUGAGCAGAAGUUGAGUGUGCAUACUAAGAGUCUACAAGAAGAGUGCCAACAAUGGACAUGUAGCUUUCCUCACCUCAGGAUUCUGGGUAGGCAGAUAAUCACUCCAAGUGAAGGUUAUGGACUAUAUCCUAGAUCCCCAUCUGUUGUUUCAGCUUCACAUGAGGCAAUACUUUCUCAAGAAAGAGAUUCUACUAUAUUUGGUAUUAGGGGAAAGAAAUUACAUUUUUCAUCUUCUUAUGCUCAUAAAGCAUCUUCCAUUGCCAAAUCCCCUAGUUUGUAUUCUAUGGAGAGAGAAGAGGAAGACUGUGUAAUCUUUUCUGAAGGAAUAAUAGAGGAAUACCUAGCCUUCGACCACACUGAUAUGGAAGAGGGGUUUCAAGGAAAGAAAUUACAAGCAGCUCCAGAGAAACAGAAAUUAGGAUACCCUCCCAUUGCUCCAUUUUACUGCAUGAAAGAGGAUGUCCUUGCUUAUGUGUUUGACGACGUAUGGAGCAAGGUUCUGAAUUGUAUGGAGCAGCUGACACGUAGUCAUUGGGAGGGAUUGGCUUCUGAUGAUGAGAGUAAUGUUGCAAUCACCAGACCAGCUUCAGAAAGCCCCUGCGUGCUGAGUGAACCACAACCUUUGGUGUUACCUCGAGUGCCACAGUUGAAGGUGCCAUCCAUCACCUCAAAUCCAAUGAAUCUCUGUCAAGCAGCAAGUGGUCAUCAGCCAAAUAUGAAUGGUCUCUUGGUUCAUGGGAUGCCUCUACAGCCAAGAAAUCUCUCCCUAAUGGACAAGCUACUAGAUCUUGAUGACAAGUUACUUAUGAGACCUGGAUCCAGUACCAUUCUUUCAACUCGAAAUUGGCCAAAUCGAGCCCUGGAGCUUAGUACAUCAGCUCUAUCAUACACAGUACAGUCUGCCAGGAGACGCAAUCCCCCACCACGUACCCUUCAUCCCAUCGGCACAAGCCAUUCACGCGCUGGAACGCCAAGACCUGUGGAAGAAAUACUCAGAGGAUCCCGAGUCCCAGUAGCCGCUGACUCGCUCUCUCCCUCACCAAUGCCCCUGAGCCGAAACAAUCUGCUGCCCCCUAUUGGCACAGCUGACGUGGAACACUUGAGCACCGUGGGGCCACAAAGGCAAAUGAAAACCCACGGCGACUCCAGUAGAGCUCGAAGUGCGGUGGUGGAUGAGCCUAACCAUCAGCAGCCCCAGGAGAGGCUCCUUCUACCAGACUUCUUCUCCAGGCCCAACACAACUCAAUCAUUUUUGCCAGAUACACAGUAUCAUCAUUCGUGUGCUGUUGAGUAUCCUCAUCAGGCCCGACCUGGUAGAGGAUCUGCAGUGACAGGUCCUCAGUUACAUGGGUCUACAAAAUCUCAGAACAGAGGUGGACCAGUCUCUAGAAGCAGGCAGGGGCCAUAGGGGAAAUGAGAAGAAACUGCUUCAGGCUGCAGGGAACAACGUGAGAAAAAUUCAUGAAUCAGUGUUCAGUCAUCUUGUGACACAAAGCUUGUAUACAAGAGACCACUUAAAACCGUCUUCAUGAAGUGUUAAUCUGGUAUAACAGACUGAGAAAAAAAGAGGAUCCGCCAAAAAUUACAUGGGUACUGUUUCUCUCUCCAGUUCCUGUCUUCUCUCAGCCUAAGUUAACCUAUUCCACUGGACUUAAAAUUUGUACCCAAACAAGUAACAAAUGAAUUAUUAUCCCCAAAUCUCAUGCUGUCUGUUAACAAUGAUCAGCUCAAUUAUUAUAGGAUUCUGUGAGUCUAUAUAUACACAAAAAGCAAAUAAUUGUUUGAUAACAUUAUCACCGGCCUCACAAUACUUCUGCUUGUAUGAAUUUCUGGAGAGGUCCACUCAUUUUUAAGGCAGUUUUAGGAGACAGAGCUGUCAAAAAUCUGAGUUACUCAUCAAACAGAUGUCACUCAUAAAGCUUUCUCUUUAGAUGUCCAAUCUUAUAGGCAAAGAGAUAUGGAAAGGCUAAGUAAAGACAUAAAUGUGGAGCAUCGGUAUAAACUAACUUAUAUGUCAUAAUGUAUAUAUAUUUUCAGAUAGGACAGCUCAACCUCACAAGGCCUGCUUCCUACUAGAUUAUGCUUCUUUUCUUCUUAAAGGACCUCAGUGGUCAUAUAUAUAUAUUUUUAACUAUUAUACUCAACUUAACAGAUUUUCUACUUAAACUCUAAGCUGACUUCAAAAAUUUGUAGAACCUAUUAGUGAGUCAGCAUUACCUCAACAUUUCAGAAACUCUGGUAAUUAGUUUAGCAUAAACAUAUCCUAAGAGCAGAAGUACAGAACUUCAGCAUUCUUCUGACUUCACCAUCGACCUUUUUGGGAGUACACUCAUAAAUGCAGCAGUGGUUUUAACUAUGGCUUAAAUUAAUUUUAUUUAAAUUUCACUGAACUUUAAUUUUGAUGAUACCAGUUUUAGAUCUUAUUGUAAAUCUUCAGAGGGGAUAAAUUCAAAAGAUCAUAAAUAGGGGUAAUAUUUAUUUUAUCAAAGUGUAGUAAUGCUAUCAUAUGAAGACAUGCUUCAAACAACCUGCAUUAAAUUAUAUUUUAAUAUAAUUAAAGAGUAUUUUUUAACUUAUUUGUAAUCAUAAACUAAAAAUGUGUCAUGUGCUUACCUCAGAUUAAUCACACAUAAAACUCAGUAACAGAAGGGUUGUUAUAUAUUCAAUACCAUAUGCAUAAGUCUGUAACUCAAAGACUUUAUCAGUUGCCAACAAAUGUCCAUAUAUUCCAAAGAGUACAUACUAAUUUGACUAAAUAUAUGUAAACAUCUCUAUACUCUUCUCACAAAUCAAAACAUGAGUGCAUAACAAAUCACUGGAUCAAGAUGGCCUGCCUUUCAAAGUUAAGAGAAUCCGAAGGAACCCCUAGGAAGUCAUUUAGCCCAACUCCUUCACCCUUUACAGAUGAGGAAACAAGUUCAAACAAGAUCUGUGACCUAAGGACAGACAUUGAACAGUUACAGGCAGGACAACUUCUUUAUACUACUAAGAUCUGGCUACCUACUAUAAAGCUAAUUUGGUUACUUCUCUUCUCUCAACACUAGUUUUUCUAGAUCAUAGUUUAAAUGAUCACUGAGAUCAUUUAAAAGGCCCCAGAACUUAACAGUCAUUUUUAACUUGUUUAUUUCAUCAUGUACAAGUCUUACAAAGAUGCUUAAAGUAAUCUCAACAUCUGUUUCUCCUGUACUUCUAACAAAGAGUACAAAACCUGGCUGUGUAAAACAAAAAGGAGAGAGGAUCUAUUCAAGAACAUUAAGCCUGAAAGUAAACUGGCAAAUAUUUGAAAGAAAGAUGUCCACCAAGUGUUCUGAAAACAUUCUAGCUAGGCAGAGCUAGAACAGAAUUACUGUUCUAAUAUCACACACGUCACUCCGAAUACUCUGUGGCUGUGUGCACACUCAUGCGGCAAAACAACUGCUAAAGGCAAUAUGGGACAGACCCACAUUAUAGAUAUAAGUUCCUUGUACAGAAGAUCACAGAUGCAAGCACUGCCAGGAAGUACAUCACUCCCCCAUUCCCACAAAAAUCUCCAAAUUCCUUCAUGCAGGACCUCAAAGAAUGUCAGGGGAUUUCUAGAAUUACUAAAAUCAGGUUGAGAGAUUCUGCUUGGUUUAGAGUAGAGCUGAAUUUAGGCUGGAAAGACAGCUUUUCUCAAGAGCAGGGUUGACUUCUUUCUUCAAAUCUUGACUGUAUCUUGCCUACAAUGGCGCCAAUUAACACCAAAGGACUUCUGAAGAGAAAAUCCCAUUAUUUCUUUUCUUUCUUGAGAGGCGUUUUUUUCCCUCCUCUUUUGGAAGGUUUGCAGUACUUUGCUUCCAUUUGAGCCAGAAAAUUGUCCAUUUCUUUUUGCCGAUCCUUUUGUCUGCUCUGUUUAAGAAGUUAAAACACAAGCUUUCAAAACACAAGGCUAUCCAGAGACAAAGAUACAUAGUGGUUGCCAGAGGCUGGUGGAAGGGAGAACAGGGAAUGACAGCUAAUGAGAAACGAGCUUCUUUUUAGGGUGACAAAAAUGUUCUAUUAGUGCUGUUCUACAAUUUGAUGAAUAUGCUUAACAGCCACUAAAUUAUGCACUUUAAAAGGAUGAAAAUAUAAUAUAUAACUUAUGUUUUUAAAGAAGAAAACAAAAUACAACACUAUACACUAUGAAAAAAGUAUUAGCAGUAGGGAUCAGAACUUGAAAAAAGUAGCAACAACCUUCAGAAAUACCUGCCAGGCUUACCUGAAUGAUUGAUUUCAAGUUAUCUACUCCUUCGUCAAGACCCAGCUCCUUCCUGCUUAUUUCUGCUUCUUUAGCCUCUUCCUGAGCCUAAAUCAGAAACUCAUAUUAGAUAGACUCCAUGGCAACCUAGCAUAUACUAAAAAUAUACCCUCUUUCCCAAAAGAAAAUCUAUGGUAAGAACCUUUCAAUUUGAGGGAUAUAUAGAUUAAAACAAGACAAUUACAUAAAUACGUCAUUCAUUAAAAGAAGACACUGCUGACAGCAUGCAGUAGAUCCUCUGAUUCUAAUAAGCAUUUCUAAGUUUCCCCAAUUUUUACUAGCUAGGGGUAGCAAGUAGUUUAGUAUUCUUAAACCAUGCGGUAAGAAUAAAAACAAAAUGCUAGGAGAGCAAAGAAAGGUUAUUUAAUCAAGGAUGUCUUCAAAAAUGUUGCCAGGAUUACAGGCAUCUAAAUUCCUCUCCUCUGGAAACCUACUUUUUAACUACAUGUGACUUGGUGGCAGCCUUGAUUAACCCUGGUUUAAAACUCCCAAGUAGUCAGAAUAAACACUAACAGAUUCAGUUUUAACCUUUCUUUAUCUAAUUUCAAAGCCACCUUCUGCCAAAUUUUCCUAUGGCACUGAUUCCAAAAUACCAUAAGAAUACCUGGGGGGCGGGGGGGAGAGUACCUUGGGAAAGGUUAAUGACUUUGUUCCUUUAGGGCAACAACACUAUAAUAGGUCCCAAACCCCAGUCAAUUUUCUAAGUAGCAAUGAACACUCUAUAAAUACUGGGAUGCUGAUACAUUAGGGUUUUGUUAUUCCAAUAAAGUGUUUUCACUGUCUA
This is a messenger RNA of Mustela lutreola (European mink), 5570 nucleotides long. RefSeq names its product family with sequence similarity 149 member B1 (gene FAM149B1). The transcript is spliced from 14 exons. The record is from RefSeq and is a predicted model, not a curated record. The coding region runs from base 182 to 1936 and encodes 584 amino acids. Lineage: Eukaryota; Metazoa; Chordata; Mammalia; Carnivora; Mustelidae. Gene Ontology annotation, biological process: protein localization to cilium; cilium assembly.